AUGGACACGGACACUUUCUACGUCGACGAGGACGUCGGUCGCGACGAUGACUCUGCCACCGGCUCUGAAGCCGCUCCCUACAAAUCUCUCCUCUUCGCCAUGGUCCAGCACCCGAAAGCGACAUAUAAAACUAGAAAGUCAGAAACGGCCCCUGCCGACGCAAGUGCUGAUCCAGCCUCGCGGCUAGAGUGGAAACCGGCAGCAAAAUCUGCUCUGAAGAAAGCCACCAACCUUUACGAGCAGCAUCGAAAGAAACAGGCAAAGGCAGCCGAAUUGGCCAUUCGGGAACAGCAAGAAGCCGAGAGACGAAAGCGAGUGCUCGAAGAGGCCAAGAAAGUGGUCAUCGAAGAAGAUCCAAGCUUGCCGGCACCCGUCAAGAUCAAGCUCAACACCGUCGAUCCUGCCAAAAUCAAGCUAGGUACAGCAGACUCCAAAGGCACCCGUGUCCGAGUUGUAGGUCGAGUUCACCAUCUACGAUCGCAGAAGGACAUCAUCUUCAUCACCCUCAAAGAUGGCAAGGGUCUGAUGCAAUGUCUAUUCUCGGGCAACUUGAUCAAGACCUACGCAGCCAUGACUCUGACUCUCGAGACCUCGCUCGAAAUCCGGGGUGAAUUGAAGUCGCUUCCUCCGGGAGCCCACGCCCCUCUCGAUCGCGAGCUCCAUGCUGAUUUCUUUACCGUGAUCGGAACGGCCGUCGGUGACAAAGAAGCCAUUACCAAUAAAGUGCAAGAAGAUGGCGACGUCCAGAAGCUGCUCGAUAACCGCCAUCUCACACUGCGUGGAGAUAUCUCGUCAAGCGUCAUGAAAGUCCGGGCAGCCGUCGAAAUGGCCUUUAUCAAGACGUACGAGGAAGUGGAAUUUACAAAAGUAUCCCCUCCAGCUAUGGUUCAAACGCAAGUCGAGGGUGGUGCCACUCUCUUUGAAUUCAACUACUACGGCGAAAAGGCUUACCUCACCCAAUCCUCCCAACUGUACCUGGAAACCUGUCUUCCUGGCCUCGGGGACGUGUAUUGCAUCGAAAAGUCCUUCCGCGCCGAGAAAUCCCUCACGCGUCGCCAUCUGAGCGAGUAUACCCAUGUGGAAGCUGAACUCGACUUCAUUACCUUCGAUGACCUGCUCAACCACAUUGAGCACAUGGUCUGCAGGGUCAUUGAAAUCACUCUCUCGGACCCCGUUGUCGCCAAAUACAUCUACGACCUCAACCCAGACUUCAAGCCCCCCUCGCGCCCCUUCAAGCGCAUGAAGUACUCGGAAGCCAUUACCUGGCUGGUCGAGCACGAGAUCCCCAACGAAGAGGGCAAACCGCACACCUUUGGCGACGACAUCGCCGAAGCCGCCGAGCGGAGAAUGACAGAUAUCCUCAACGUGCCCAUCUUCCUGACCCACUUCCCCACCGAGAUCAAGGCCUUUUACAUGCAAAAGGACCCGUCGGACCCGCGCGUCACCGAGAGCGUCGACGUCCUCAUGCCCGGCGUCGGCGAGAUCGUCGGUGGCAGUAUGAGGAUCUGGGACUACGAGGAGCUGAUCGCCGCGUACAAGCGCGAGGGCAUCGACCCCGAACCUUACUACUGGUACACCGACCAGCGGCGCUACGGUACCACUCCACACGGCGGCUACGGCUUAGGCCUCGAGCGCUUUCUAGCCUGGAUGUGUGGCCGCUGGACCGUCAGGGAGUGUUGUCUCUACCCGAGGUUUGCCUAUCGUUGCAAGCCAUAG
Molecule: messenger RNA, 1716 nt
Organism: Cladophialophora psammophila CBS 110553
Lineage: Eukaryota; Fungi; Ascomycota; Eurotiomycetes; Chaetothyriales; Herpotrichiellaceae
Product: asparaginyl-tRNA synthetase
Exons: 1
Coding region: 1-1716 (571 amino acids)
Biological process (GO): asparaginyl-tRNA aminoacylation
Cellular component (GO): cytoplasm
Molecular function (GO): asparagine-tRNA ligase activity; ATP binding; nucleic acid binding
Source: RefSeq, a predicted model, not a curated record